Molecule: messenger RNA, 3163 nt
Organism: Schistosoma margrebowiei
Lineage: Eukaryota; Metazoa; Platyhelminthes; Trematoda; Strigeidida; Schistosomatidae
Source: the annotation of a GenBank genome assembly
GUUGCGCGUAUUAUGGUAUUAGCGCUGCACCCAAUAAAUUAAUGUCGGCGCGACUCCACCUUGCUUAGGAUUUCUAGUUCAUUUCCUCAACCUUCUAAUGGCUCUUUCAGGGUCGAAGGAGUUCGUCGAUAUGCUGCUAGCUCGUGAAUUUACAAGUGCUGAUGAUCAGGUACUUAUUAUGAAUGGUUGUGAUGUUAGUGGACAUAGUUUUAAAGAAAAUGGUUUCGCAAAACCCGUUUUGGUACGAUCAAAAGACGGUCUAAGAAUUAAGGUCCCGCUAGACUCAUUCUCUCAUACAGAUUUAACCAGGUUUAUAGAUCCUAGUAUUCAGGUUGAUGUCAUCGAUGUUCGUCAGCAAGUCGAGAUACAAAUGACGCUCCAAGAACUGGUUGACCACUUUUCAUCACCUCGUCGACAGGUAUUGUUAAACAUGCUGAGUCUGGAGUUUUCAAGAACCAGGUAACAUAUGUUGUCUUCACAUUAAAAGUAGCCUGGCAGAGUUUGUACAUCCUCCGCAUGUCGUUUCGGAACUUAGUCUUGUCACGACCUGUUGGCCGGAAGAUGACCCUAACGACCUUAAAGAUGUUGAAUUUAUCGGCGAGACUGCACCAACUGUCCAGAAAUACUGUCUUUUAAGUAUGAAAGGCAGUUAUACUGACUUCCAUAUAGAUUUCGGUGGAUCAUCUGUUUGGUACCAUGUUAUGUGGGGUGAAAAAGUGUUUUACUUGAUGCCGCCUACACCCGAGUUCGUUUCUGCUUAUUGGCGAUGGUGUAUGAGCAGCGAUCAUAGGGCGACGUUCUUUCCAGACUUUGUUGCUAGUCUUCGGGAGAAAGAAUCGACUAGUAACGUAAAUAGACCCACAGUUUACUGCCUUCACAUUUUACCCGGUCAAACAAUCUUCUUGCCAUCUGGUUGGAUCCACGCUGUUUACACGCCUUCUGACUGUCUAGUUUUUGGAGGAAAUUUCCUGAGUGGAUUGCAUGUAUCUAUGCAGCUCAGAAUUUAUCGCAUGGAACAAAAAUGUAAAACUCCAAUGAAAUUUCUGUUCCCUAAUUUUGAGAAGGUUCACUGGUUUUAUAGCCAAUGUCUCCUGGACAGACUAACUAACAACUUAACUGAUGGCGAAAAUCCCGUUAUUUUCGACGUAGAGGCGGCUGAAUGCUUGGCUAAAGUUCUUCCUUUGUGGUAUUCUAAAAGACAUAUGCUCCCACCAAAAGAAAGAGAUUACUUUCUUCCGAAUCAAAGUCAGUUAGACAUGUUAUGUCCAAGUCUCAUUGAAAGACUGUCUGAGGUCGUAAAUUCAAUAUUAUCACAUUCAACGAAAAACUCAGGUUUUUUAUCAGAUUAUUCCAAAUCAGAUAUAUUUUCAAAGCAUUCCAAAUCUAAUGGACGAGCAAUUGAAAGCUGCUCAAAUGCUAAAAGUAUAGAAUGUUUGAACCGUGAGCUAGGUAAGGAAACUAACUGGGAACUUAAAGAUAGACAUAUUGGAGGUCUAGGCUGGAUGCCAAAUAGACAAACUUAUUCCAAAAAUUUACGUGAACCAAAGAGCUUGAUAAAAGAAAAUGAGAACGAAAAACAUGUAAUUACUGAUGAUGUAGAUAUCCUUGAAGCACUACCGGGUUUGGAAAAAAGUCGAUUAAUCGGAGACCAUUAUUAUUUGACAUUCAGUGAUUCAGAAAGUGAUGAUGGCGAUAACGUUAGGAUGAAAUCAAAAGCCGAAUGUUCGCUAACAAAGAAACAGAAGGGGAUAUCUACUCUAUACCAAGCAAGUAGGAAGAGAAAAACUAAGAAUGAUGAUGAUGAUCCAACUUGGAGUAUGCCUAGUCCUACGCGUCGCAGGUUUGGUACAACUGAAUUGAAGUCAAAGAGUUCAAGACUUCUUGUUUCUAAUUUAAAAAGAGAUAAAAAGUCUUUGCACCCUCUACUCAAUGAAGUGAAUCCAUCAUCAUCAGGCUCGAGUGCUUUAAAACCCAGAGAUUCUUCAACAUUGCGUCCGCAUAUGACAGUAAAAGCACAAAAACCACGAACUAAACGCAAUACAACAGUUAGACAACGUCUUGCUAAACGUUUAGGUAUUUAAUUCAUUUUAGCAAAGCAUGGAUGUUAUUUAUUUACAUAUUGUCUAUUUGUAUGCUUAUCUAUUACAAGUUUACUAAUAUUAUUCAAUACUAUCAGUGUUAACUCUGAUUUUAUACUUUUUUCUACCUACAUAUAUAAAGUGAAUUAUUUGGACCGUAUAGAUUUGUAAAAUUUAUUUCCUCUCUACUAACGAUAUCUAUAUAUAUGUAUACAUAUACACACUCAAGUUAGCAAUUCUUAUCCGAAUGUAGUAUAAUAUGGUCGUGAUCUAAGGAAUUUUUCAAAUAACUUCAGUUUUAUUAUUGUUAUUACUAACUGUAGUAGCGGUAUUACUAUUAACAAGUGCAGCAUACUUAUCAUGCAUACAAUGACCUUUUUUAACCAUAUUUCAAAUAGUUCUUCUGAGUUAUUUUUUAUUCUUAUUUGUUCACUAAUAAUGCCAUUCAAUUUGUGUCCCAUACUUCUAUGUCCUUAUUUUAGUUAUAUUUUAAAUUUGAGAAAUGUAAACUUCAAUUGCAUUUAUGUAUAAUCAUGCUGAUUAUGAAAUAGUUAAAUAACUGACUGUUUCCCUCUAACUUCAUCCAUUUCUUCGUGUAAUUUCAUUUAUUCCACUUCAUCAUUAUUCGCAUAUCUCAUCCUCAUUUUCUCUAGAUCUCCAGGACCAUUCAUGGAAUAUGUUCUGAAAAGUAAUAUAUAUAUUAGCAUCAUUCGGCUACUCAGUAAUAGUAAGAAUCUGUUUUAUUAGGUAUAUUCUCUUGUUUUUUAGCGGUUUUCUUGGUUACUUGUUCACUGAUAUGUGUGUGUAUUUUGUAAUACUACGUUAUUUAUUCACUUUGUUAUCGUUUUUUGUUACUAUUAUUGGUUUUUUUUACUUUACGUACAUGUUUUAUAAAUAUUUGUUUAUUUGCAUACAAAUGGAACUAAUAAUGCUUUCCCUGUUUUCAUUCAUUGUUUACCUAGCUCAUUCUUUUUGAAAUGUUUAUUGGUCUUUGUUAAAAAAGUUUUUUUAUCAUUAGGUUUUAUGCAAAUUGUUUUUGAUUGAAAUAAAUAUUGUUAUAAUAAUAUAUUAUAUACAUGACCGUC